Saccostrea cuccullata (small rock oyster) is the source of this 432-nucleotide messenger RNA. Its product is annotated as GLIPR1-like protein 1. The transcript has 4 exons. NCBI's taxonomy places the organism in Eukaryota, Metazoa, Mollusca, Bivalvia, Ostreida, Ostreidae. The record is from RefSeq and is a predicted model, not a curated record. Bases 1 to 432 code for a protein of 143 amino acids.
AUGCUGUUAGUCUCCGUAGGAUUGCUGAUAUGCUUUGUUGGAGCUUGGUCCAAGGAAGGACCCAAGGGUCCUGUUAGAAGAAUACUGAGAAAGAGAGAAGUCAACGAAAAUGAAGAAUUUCUAAACGCUCAUAAUGAAAUGAGAAGGAUCGUAAGUCCCUCGGCUACUAACAUGAGAGAAAUGAAAUGGAGUGAAGAACUUGCCACCGUUGCCUAUAACUAUGCCAGCCAGUGUGUCUUUAGACAUAACUCGGAAAGAUCAAGACAAUCGGCAACGUUUAAUUAUGUCGGAGAAAAUAUAUACAUUGGCACAUAUGGUUAUUCAGCAUCAUUCUCUGUUACCCUAUGGGAUAACGAAAAACAUGUUUACAAUUUUUCAUCAAACACUUGUACAGGGGUUUGUGGGCAUUAUACGCAGGUAGAUUCAGUUUAA